Betta splendens (Siamese fighting fish) is the source of this 1405-nucleotide messenger RNA. It is a transcript of the gene snrnp40, whose product is annotated as small nuclear ribonucleoprotein 40 (U5). Gene Ontology annotation, cellular component: catalytic step 2 spliceosome. The record is from RefSeq and is a predicted model, not a curated record. The transcript is spliced from 10 exons. Bases 130 to 1173 code for a protein of 347 amino acids. NCBI's taxonomy places the organism in Eukaryota, Metazoa, Chordata, Actinopteri, Anabantiformes, Osphronemidae. Gene Ontology annotation, molecular function: RNA binding; protein binding.
GAAGUAAUUCCGUCUUUUCUUCGUUGGUACUGCGUCGGUCCAUGUCCCUCCCGAAAGACGUCCAUUCAUUUUUCUGAUUUAAAACAUUGAAAUUCAACGUUUUUAUCGAUUUCCGUCGAUUAACCGGGAAUGAUUGAACCCAAGAAGAGAGCCGCGGACAUGGCGGUGGUCCCGGCAGCCGUCAAGCGACCCCGGACGGAGCUGGUGGCAGCGGCUCAGUCUCAGCAACUCGUGGCCUCGGGUCCCCCACGGACCUCCAGCCUGCAAGCCCCCAUUAUGUUAAUGUCUGGCCACGAGGGUGAGGUUUACUGCUGCAAGUUUCAUCCAAAUGGAGCCACGCUGGCCUCGUCAGGAUUUGACAGGCUCAUAUUGCUGUGGAAUGUGUGGGGAGACUGUGAAAAUUAUGCCACUCUGAAAGGACACAGUGGAGCAGUAAUGGAGCUGCACUAUAACACAGAUGGCAGUGUACUGUUUUCAGCAAGCACAGACAAGACUGUCGGUGUGUGGGACAGUGAUACAGGAGAGAGGAUCAAGCGCCUGAAGGGCCACACCUCCUUUGUGAACACCUGCUACCCUGCUCGCAGAGGACCUCAGCUUGUCUGUACUGGCAGCGAUGAUGGGACAGUCAAACUUUGGGACAUCCGUAAGAAGGGAGCGAUCCACACUUUCCAGAACACUUACCAGGUGCUCGCCGUGACCUUCAAUGACACCAGUGACCAGAUUCUGUCAGGAGGAAUCGACAAUGACAUCAAGGUUUGGGACCUGAGGCAGAAUAAGCUGAUCUACAACAUGCAUGGCCACGGUGACUCAGUAACUGGACUCAGCUUGAGCUCAGAGGGUUCAUACCUUCUUUCAAACUCCAUGGACAAUACAGUGCGUAUUUGGGAUGUUCGACCAUUUGCGCCAAAGGAAAGAUGUGUGAAGAUUUUCCAGGGAAAUGUUCACAACUUUGAAAAGAAUUUGCUGAGGUGCUCCUGGUCCACUGAUGGCAGUAAGAUAGCUGCAGGCUCAGCUGACAGAUUUGUGUAUAUUUGGGACACCACAUCACGUAGGAUCCUGUACAAGCUGCCGGGCCAUGCUGGCUCAGUCAAUGAAGUAGCCUUCCACCCAGAGGAGCCUGUAGUGCUGUCUGGCUCCAGUGAUAAACGGCUCUACAUGGGAGAAAUCCAAUAGAGUGUGAUUGAUUGAGAGUGUGUGUAUAAAUUUGGAUAACUGUGUGUGUGUGCGCAGCAGGCGACCGACUGUGGAAGUGGUUAUGGUUGGUGUUGAGGGGCUGAUAAGUGCUUCAGCUCGUCUCAGAACAACCUCAGGAUUUGGGUCGUGCUUAUUCAUAGCGACCUCCACAACAACUUGUUUUUUUUAUUCUGAUUUGUUGCUUUUUAAUAAACUUCAAUAUUCCGUAAAA